AUGGAAGACGAAGCAGUCGAAGAAGGCAAAACACCUCUGUUACAGUUCAUGCGCGUCUCCUUCUCAUGGCCAUCAUCCUCUGAUUCUGCUCUAUUCUUGCUCGUUCGAGAAUGCAGAACACAGACUCAUACUUUUUGCUUGUUGCAGGUGAAUAAAAUCAACACUGAAAGAGAGAAGGAAGUGGGAAGGAGGCGACAUGGAUGGGAACUUCCUGCUCACACUUUUCAGGUUGUAGCUAUUACAGUAUACUUCUUACUAUCAGUUGCCUUCUAUGCAUUUUUCUCACCUUUUCUCGGAAAGGACAUCUACGAGCAUGUGGCAAUCGGUGUCUACUCCUUCUUGGCUCUCUGUGUAUUUAUCCUUUAUGUAAGAUGCACAGCUAUUGAUCCUGCUGAUCCUGGCAUUCUAAUCGACCCAAACAGGGCAAUGGCAUCACCUUAUAGAUCCCAUAAUGGAACCGAAUUACCCGGAAAUGGAUCAUCUGUUGGAGAAGCUAGCAAGAUUGGGUUUCAGAAUGUUGGAAUAUAUGAAAAUGGUAGCUCAGGUUGUUGUUCAAAAGUUUGGGGAUUCUUUUGUGGUUGUAUUGUAAUAGAGGAUUGUAGAAAAGAUGAAGAUAUGCAACAAGGAGGGGAGGAAGAAGCUUUGUUUUGUACACUAUGCAAUGCUGAGGUGCGAAAGUAUAGCAAACACUGCAGAAGUUGUGAUAAAUGUGUUGAUGGGUUUGAUCAUCAUUGUAGGUGGUUGAAUAAUUGUGUAGGGAGGAAAAAUUACUUCACAUUCGUGUGCCUAAUGGCUGUAAGUGUUGUUUGGCUGACUUUUGAAUGUGGGGUCGGGAUUGCUGUUCUUGUUCGAUGUUUUGCUGAUAAAAAAUCUACAGAAAAUCAGAUUGCAGAUCGCCUUGGAGAUGGAUUUAGUAGACCUCCAUUUGCAACUGUUGUGGCUAUAUGUACUGCUGUUUCUUUUCUUGCCACUAUUCCACUAUGCGAACUCUUCUUUUUUCACAUAAUCCUCAUCCAAAAGGGGAUCACAACAUACGAAUAUGUAGUUGCAAUGAGGACUCAAAGUGAGCCUCCAGGAGCAUCAAUAGAUGGAAUGGAUCAACAAAGCUUGCAAUCAUCUCCAACAAGCUCUGCAAUCACUGCCAUUAGUGGAAGAAGCUCCCAUGGCUUAAGCUUACAACACAAAGGUGCUUGGUGUACGCCUCCAAGAAUUUUCAUGGAUCAACAGGAUGAAGUGGUCCCACAUCUAGAACCAGGGCGCCUACCAUCAACGGUUGAUCCGGAUGCAGUUGACAAGGGUAAGAAUUUACCAAAACGCCCUGUGAGAAUCAGCGCAUGGAAGCUUGCGAAACUGGAUUCAAAUGAAGCAAUCAAAGCAGGGGCAAAAGCGAGGGCGUCAUCCUCUGUUUUGCGCCCUAUAGGAUCUAAAUUCGAUCCUGACCGUUUAUCAAGUAGCAAUGUGAGUGGGAGAAGCAGCCCUUCGCAUUACAAAUUUCAUGAAAGGAGCCACUCAAAAAGCUCUUAUCCGCCUAGUCGAGCCAGCAGGGAUGAUGACGUGGAUACAUGUAAUCAUAGUGUUAGUAAUUUAAGUAGUCCGGCUCCUGGUAGAGACCAUUUUAACCCUGUGUACCAGUCUUCAGCGAAUCAGUCCCCAUGGUCUGGGAAAAAUGAGCCAAUGGUGGUGCCUCCUCCUCCCCUUCCUCCUAGAAGAAACAACAACAACAACAACAACAAUAACAACUUGGGUGUUGGUGAAAGUACGAGAUCGUCCUCGGUGUAUUGGGAUCAAGAAGCGGGGAGAUUUGUUUCUGCUUCAACUACAAGAAGCGUGGGUGGUGGCUCUUCCUCUCAGGCUUCGGGGUCGGAGCUUACGUAUACGGGACGGUCGAUAUUUUUUGGUGGGCCGCUAGUUGGUGGUGGUCGGGGCGGGACCGGGAGCGGGCCGCCAGGUGGGGUGGCGGGUGGUGGUGGUGGUCAGAGGGGGGCGGCCACGUUGAGUUAUUAUCAGCAAGGUAGAGCGCAGAGAGGAGGGCAGCUACCGGUGUUUGUGCCGAAUGAGCAAAAUCAGACUCCUAGAUUAUAAUGAGAUUGUUUAUCUAAUUUGGUUAUUGGACUUGUGUAGAUUUGUUUCUUGAAUAUUUAUUUAUCAGCAAAUUUUGUUGUGUUUCUUGACCUAUUGCAUGCAUACCUUUGUGUUCGGUUUGUUGAGCUUGAAUGUAGCAACACACUCAACCUUUGUGUCUUAACUCUUAAGGGUGAGAAACCUGCUUACAUGCUUGAUGAUAGGUAACCGGGUGAAUAAGACGCAUCACACAUGGAUUAAGUGACUAGAAAAGCAUGAGAUGUACAAAGUUCUCAUGAUCAAUGAGAUUGUGUAACGUCUACAACUGAGCAAGAUAAUGUUAUUGAUAAUGUGAUUG
Messenger RNA from Lactuca saligna, 2419 nucleotides. Lineage: Eukaryota; Viridiplantae; Streptophyta; Magnoliopsida; Asterales; Asteraceae. The record is from the annotation of a GenBank genome assembly.